UGGUCAUCUAAAUCCAAAGUCUCCUUGCACCAUAAAUCGCCAAUGUACAAAGCAAUUCCCUAGGAAGUUUUCAGAAUCUACUACAAUUGAUAAGAAUGGUUAUGCAUUGUACAAACGCCCGAAUAAUGGAAGGUUAGUAACAAAGAAUGACAUAGGGCUUCACAAUGGUUAUGUGGUACCGCAUAACAAGUACCUUCUAAUGAAAUAUGGGGCACACAUCAAUGUGGAAUGGUGUAAUCAGGCUAAGUCAAUCAAGUACUUAUUUAAGUACAUCAACAAGGGCCAUGAUCGUAUUACUGUUGCCUUUUCAAAAGCAGCAGAUAAUACUGGAAAAAAGGAAGUUGAUGAAAUAAAUAUGUAUUAUGAUUGUCGAUAUGUUUCAUCAUGUGAGGCUGCUUGGAGAAUUUUUGGAUUCAAUAUACAUUAUAAAGAUGUUCCUGUUGAGAGACUUAGCUUCCAUUUACCAGGUGAACACAAUGUGUAUUACUCUGAUGCUGACUCUGCUGAUGCGGUGAUAAAUCGCUCUACAAUAAAAGAGAGUAAAUUCACAAAAUGGAUGGAGGCUAAUAAAAAAUAUCCAGAAGCUAGACUAUUAACUUAUCCAGAGUUUCCUAGCAAGUUUGUGUGGAAGGACAAAAGUAGAGAAUGGGUGCAAG
Molecule: messenger RNA, 656 nt
Organism: Cuscuta epithymum
Lineage: Eukaryota; Viridiplantae; Streptophyta; Magnoliopsida; Solanales; Convolvulaceae
Source: the annotation of a GenBank genome assembly